CAACUUCCCAACUCGUCUCGUGUUCCGACAACCCGUUUCGUUUUCCCCCGUUUCCAUUUCCAGGAUUUGCUUCCCAAACUGGCAUCCGACCAUCCGACAAACCGCCCAGGAUGGGGCAUGCUUGGCUCGACUCCCUCUCGGAGGACUGGCCCUCCCAGCCUGGCUCUCUAGCCUCGGACGCGUCCCAGUUUGCAAAGAAGCUGGACAGCCAUCAGCGGUCACAGUCGCAGUCGCAGUCGCAGUCGCAAUCCCAAUCUCGACCCGCCACCGCUCACAGUCGCAAUUUAUCCCAAGCAGACUCCGCGACUUCCCAAAGCAGGAAAAAACCUCCAAAGACCCCUCCGAGCCGAAUCCCUAGACCGAAUUCGAGUCGAACGAGUGCCAACAACAGCAUCCUACCCGAUGAUCGCCGCAACAGCAACACCGCUUCCAACCCUGCAUCGCGCCGUGGCUCGACCAAGUCCCUCGGCGAUAGAGUUCGCGACCGCCAACGAGCCAUUGACGCCCGAAGUCGCACCGCCUCCGUAGCCGAAUCCGUCCAGUCUGCCGGCUCCGUCAUCCACAACACUGUUAAUCGCAAGGAAGUGAAUGGCUCGCCAGGGAGGAAACAGGAUACUCCAGAGUGGAAGAGACGUUUGGUAUACCGAGAGCUUGAUUAUGGCGAAGCACCCGACUUGUUUACUUCGGCUGGUGCAAUCCUCGAAUCCAUCUUCAAGCCACCACCACCACCACCACCACCUCCUCCAGCUGCGUCGAACAUGAAUGCGGCGGACACCCAUACGAAUGCGGAUACGCGAAACGGCCGAGGUUUCGAAUCCCAGUACGAGUCGCAAGCCGAAUCCCAUGUCGAAAUUACGUUGCCUUCGAGCCCGCCCUUUCUGGGCAGAGAACGGGACCCUUCAACCGUCGAGAUACAUGUGGAUGAGUCUUUCCAAUCGCUUCCCCCAAUACCUAAGGAGCAAGAGGAGGAAGUCGAAGAGGAACAACAAGAGCAACAACGGCGCACAAUACCAGAAAUACGGUACCGACGGGCUACCGAUUCCACUGACCCCAGUCAAGGAUCCGAGUCCAGUUUCCGCGCCUCUACUAGCCAGCAACAGACCUACCCCAAGGUCCGGUCAGGCACACCAUCCACCUCCGCCUCGUCCCAUCUUGGAAACCUCAGCGCUGGAUCGCGUCAGGCAAGCGGCCAGAGCGUCUUGCGCCAUGAGGAUUUCAGCCCGAUCCUACUCACUAUGCACGACGAGGGCGAGGGCAACUCGAGUUUUGUGCCGGAUAUUUCCCCAGACGAGCUCCGAUACCGCCUUGAAACUCUUAGAAAGAAUCAGUUGCGCAUGGCCCGUUCUGGCAAGAGCGAUUCCGGAGGUAGUGUCUCGGGGAAGAGCGAGUCUGGAAAGAGCGAGGCUGAGGCUGCCGAGACGGGUGGUUCGUCAAGAAGCGACAACAAGGCAGGCGACACUAGCAACACCUCCAAGGACUACGAAAAGCUGGGAAGCUACAUCAACGUCAGAAGAGGUGGCCGAUCUGCCGACGGAUCAUUCCAGAACCACAUGUUGAGCUCAGCAUUGAACGAUAUCUCGGAUCUCAAUCCAGAGGAGUCUCUUCAAGCUAGCACCCCCAAGCGCUUUCCCUCGGUCAAGAUCGAGAACUGGGAUGACUACGAGCACGUUCCUGCACAGGUCUCUGGCCACAUCUCCGACGAAAUUUCUCCCCGCACCAGACCUGCAGUUCCCCGAAUCCCUAAUCUCAGCGUAUCCACGAAGCGCGUACCAUCUUCACAGCAAGGGGCCGGCAGCCCUUUGAAGCUCUUCCAGCCCUACGAUACCUUUACCAGCGAGAUUCUGCAAAGACGACUCAGUCAAUAUCACGACGACACCCCGGGUGAACAGGCUUCUUCUGGACAGCAAACUGGAGAUGAGUCUCCAGUACACGUUUCCUACAUGGACUCUGGAGGCUAUUUAUCACCACCCAAGACCCACACGCGUCGAGGACAGGAGACGGGUCAACGCAAGGCCUCGGUUGCAGUCAACCAAUUUGGAGCUGGGGUCUUGGAUGGAUACGAGUUUCAGGACGAUUUCUCGUACCAGUCGGUUGGCGCAUCCGGCAUUGAGGGUGACAAGGAAAACCAGGGUCCAAAUGACGAUUCUCAGCCAGAACCCCGGAUCCCUGUCGUCGACUUCAGCCGUCCUUCUUCGCGCUCUGAAGCCGACGCCGGCGACGACGCUGAUGCGAGCAACUCUUCGGUGCGUAGGAAGCGCCAAAAGCCCGCUGACUCGGGUUCAUCGAAGCGACAUUCUAGGAUGGGGUCAAGCAUGGCGCAUAAGAAACGUCAUGCUUUCACCCAUAUCCCCGCUACGUUUGCAACGCCAAGCAAGCGACGAUCAGACCCAGCCCCCGAGUUCAAGCGGCCGCGCACUUCUCCGUCAAAGGAUCCGACCCCUAAACGACGUAGGACUCUGCAUGAGUCGGACAUCGAAUUUGGACUGCAAGAUAUCUCUCCCUCUCCGGAAACGCAGUCCAUGAAGCUGUCGUACCAACAGAUACAGGCUGCUAUCGAGAAGCGGCGCAAAGAAGUACACGCUGAAAAACAUCGCGAACAGGUUGAGCCUGGUACGCCCUCGGGCAAAGAUGUGCCGAGACCACGCACGCCGACACCUCUCCAGAGAUCGUCUCUUCAGAAGGACGGAAAGAAGGGAAGGCCGCCUUUAACGGAGCUCAUCACAAAGCCAUCCAGUCGUCCUACUAGGCCGUCAUCCAAGGCGUCUUCUAAGGGCCGCACGCCCAAGAAACAUGGCGGACCAGGGUCGGCAAUGAACACCGACCGCAAACCUUCCAUCAAAACCGAGGAUUUCCUCAUCGAAGCCAACAAGAUCAUGGCCAUGAUUCGCAAGAAUGCCGCCAGCGGUCUAACUAGUGUUGAGGAGUCGGAUGAGUAUGAUUCUCGCCAUGAUGCAGAUGGGGAAAGCUCCUAUGAGGAGUCCACUCAGGAAUCGUUCCUGCGUCCGCCCAGCCGCGAGGGACGCCCGCCUUUGACGCGCAGACCAACCAAGCAGGAAGAUCCCGUCCUUGCAGAGCGUCUCAAACAGUAUGAGGAAGCAAGCGAUAUGGGCGACAUCAUGGGCUCGUCUCUGCGUUCGGCUGCCCUGCACCGGCAAGGCUUUGGUACUGUACGGCAGGAUGAAAAGCAUCAUGCAGGCAAGAAGGGUGGACCUGUGUUGCCCAACUUUAGGGAAGACGGUGUCAUCAGCGACCCGCCAAACAUUCGCAUCUCCUGGAACCCAGCGCUCAAGACCAAGCUGUCGCAUGAAAACGUUGAGGAUGGAAGGCAUACCCAGUCCGAGUCUGAUAACUACACGGGACGGUCAUCUCACACCACCUCGUCCAAGGGCUCCGAUAGUAGAAAGACGAUUGCGCCGGAAAGUGUACUGCAUCUUAUUCCAGACCGAGUCGGCAACAUGCGUCCAUCUAACGGGUUCAUGGGCAGCAGACAAAAUAGUUUCAUUGCCUCGGAGGUGAGCGAAGAUGACCCGUUCGCUGACAUUCCCGAUCUCACCGUGGACAUCACGGAGGAAUUGGAAAAGUUGCGGCUCACGACCAACCAGCGGGGGCAGGAGCACGAGCACGAGCAGGAUGAUGUCGACCUGGACCAAGCAUCGGAUGUCGCGGCACCUUUUGGCGAUGACGAUUUCCUUAACUCGGAACCGCAGUGGCAGCCAACCGGGAGUCGCAAAGACUCUGACACGUCGAACCCUGGCAAGAAAAACAAGCCAGCCAGAACUGACGAACAGCGCGACGCAAAGCCCUCGUUGCAGUCACCAACCACGGCGGCGGGCACAGGUACAAGCAGCACAGGAGUCGAUGUCGAACAUGAAAUUGGGAUAUACGAGGACCGAGUAAGCAACAUCCCACAAGCAGCCCGGCCCAGACGUCUCACGAUCAGUUUCUCAUCACCUAUUGCGUCUAUUAUCCAGGACAUCCAGGAAGUAGCAGACGACGUUGACUCCGAUGCCGACGCCCCGAGCGCGCUAGGACUAACAACAGCGUCUAGGUCACGCAGCCGUUCACGAGGUCCGCCGCGUCACUUGUCCGUCAAAGGCCAGACGUACAUGGCAAGACCUGUUUCACGGAUUGACGAGCAUGAUGAAGAAUCCAGUAAUGCUAAUAAGAACAGCUUCCCAUUUCAUGGUCAUGGCCAGCCGCCGUUAUUAUCGCCACAACCUCAGGGUAUGGAACUCAGCAUCGUUGCUGCUGAUACAUCAAUGGUCAACCAAGACGACCACGAAGCCCAACAACACAACAGCAUUUCCUUCCUGGUGGCAACACCCGCUCACCAUCUACGACCAUGCUCCAUGUCCGGCGCUGACCCGGCUCACAUCAUCGGCCAGUAUGUCGGCACCUUCUCUCUCAGCCCCCUAUCGGACUUCACCAUCCACCCUCCCGACGAGUCGUCAUUGGCUCUUGAAGCAAGUUACGUUAUUGGCAACCACCACCUCGUCACCGGCGACCACCACUCCCGUGGCCGCUCUAUGUCCAUGUCUACCCGUGACCUCGUCGCCAAGCUCACCGAAGUCGAGCCCUUUGAGCCCUACUGGGAAGAUAUGCGCAACCUCUGCCUUGCGCACAAGCGUUUGGAAUCCCUGCAUGCUCUCGAUGAGUUCUGUGGCCGUCUCGAAUCCCUAGACGCCAGCCACAACGAGAUUAGGAACCUCACCGGCGCUCCGUCCACUACUCGCUUCCUCAAGAUGACCAACAAUCAGCUGUCAAGCCUGACGGCGUGGGGACACUUGACCAACCUGCAGUAUGUGGAUAUCUCCAACAACCGAUUGACGAGCCUGAAUCCGUUCAAGCAGUUGGUGCAUCUGAGGGAGUUGAGGGUGGACAAUAACCGUUUGGAGAGCUUGGAGGGGAUCAAGUUUCAUGAUGGGUUGCAGGUGUUGAGGGCGCGAGGGAAUUGCAUUGAGGAGGUGGACUUUGAUGGGGCGAGGCUGGUGCAUCUUACCGAGUUGGACUUGAGGGGUAACAAGAUUAAGAGGGUGGUGAACCUAGACCAGCUCCCGGUUUUGAGCUCGCUUAACCUCGAAGGGAACCAGAUUGACGUGUUUGAGGUUGGCUCGCCGGCCGCACUUACCUCUGGUUCCUCUCCCGUUUCUGAUCACGGUCAGGCCGUUAGUCCGUUGAGGUACCUUCAUCUCAACGAUAACUGUCUGAGCCAUCUGUCCAUCCACCACCUCCCCCAUCUACGACUCCUCCAUGCCGACCGUAACCGCCUCGUCCGCAUCCACGGCUUCUCCCGUGCUCGCCACCUCGACUCGCUCUCCCUCCGCGAGCAGCAAGGUCCCGAACCUCUCGACCUCGAUCACCUCCUCUCUCGGGCCUACGAAGUCCGCAAACUAUUUUUGUCUGGCAACUACCUAGGCAGCACCACCAACCCCAAGGGCGUUGAAGAGAGUGGUUUCAACCCUCCCAUCGAUCUGCUCAACCUGCAACUCCUCGAACUAGCCAACUGCGGCCUGACCAAAUUACCCGUGGACGUCGGACAGAUGAUGCCCAACCUGAGGGUUCUCAACCUCAACAUGAAUGCGCUUGAGGAUCUGUCGCCAUUGAGACAUGUACCGCGGUUAAAGCGGCUGUUCAUCUCCGGGAACCGAAUUAGGGAUUUAAGUUCGCUAGUUGACGUCCUUGCCAACUUUUCCUGCCUCACAGCUGUUGAUUUGCGAGGGAACGGACUAGUAAUGGGGUUUUACUCACCUGUUCAGGAACUCUGCAAAGGCAACACUAGCCUCGGCGGCAAGCAGGACAAACCCACCACCAACGCAGACGAGGAUGCACGGAAGGGACAGGAAGAAGCAGAUGGUGGUGGCCAGGAGCAGGAAGAAAACCACGAGAAUAAAGACCAGUGGACUCUCCCCUCGCAAACGCUCGCUUCCGAUAAAGCGUACGCGUCGAGACUUGAUCUGCAGACCAAGAUGCGGCGUAGGGUCUAUGAUCAUUUACUGGCUGAGAAGUGUACAAGGCUGAAGAAAGUGGAUGGUCUCCCGUUUGAUCGCGAUCAUGUCCUUUCUCUCAGGGACGAAGUCUGGAAAGCGUUGGUUGCUCGCGGGGUGUUUACAGUUCCGGGCCAGAGUCACGGUCAGAGUCACGGUCAGCAGACUCCAGCGGGCGCGAAUGCGAUUGCGGCUCCUGUUCCGGGUGCUUCCAGCUUUGGGUCAGCUGUAGGUUUUGGAUUCGGUAGUCCUACAACAGUGGUGGGUAGUGAUGCUGAAGGGCCGGGACACCUUCAAAGUCACGGUGUUGGUGGGAGGAGGCAGAGCAUGAGUAUGAGCAUAAACAUGAACAUGAGUCCUGUGGCUGGACGCGUCCCAGUCAACGGGCAGGGUCAGUCUCAGUCUCAGUCUCCGUACCAACAGCAGCAGCAGAUGACGCAAAAUGGAAGUCCGUCGAAUGUAAGAGGUCGUGGAGUUAAUGGAGUUAAUGGACGGCGGAAUGGCGGGGUGUUAAGAGAGGUGGACAUGAACGCUAAUGGCGGGAUGGGUGGUGUGAGCGGUGGUGGUGGUGGUUAUGGAAUGAAUGGGUGUCCUCCGAAUCAAAAUCUCAUGGGACAAAUGGGACAGAGAGAGACACAGGGCCAGAGCCAGAGAAGUGAAAGGGAAAUGGAAGAGAGGCUCAGACAGAUGCAGAGAGAGAGGGAGGAGAGGUGGUUGGCUGGUUGAGGAGUAAGUGGAGAGUUUCCUGCUGGGUGGAAUGGUGAAGCUGCACUGUUCGGUUUCGCUUUCUAUGAGGGGGGUUUCUGGCUGCUAUCGCUGGUUUCUUUUGUCGAAUGUCGAAUGUUGAUUGAUGACUGGAUGGAUAAAUGGAUGGAUGCAUGAAAUGUUUGUCAUGAACUGUCAUGAUU
This is a messenger RNA of Neurospora hispaniola, 6892 nucleotides long. RefSeq lists its product as uncharacterized. Gene Ontology annotation, molecular function: protein binding. Lineage: Eukaryota; Fungi; Ascomycota; Sordariomycetes; Sordariales; Sordariaceae. Bases 111 to 6710 code for a protein of 2199 amino acids. The record is from RefSeq and is a predicted model, not a curated record. The transcript has 4 exons.